UGAAAAGUAGUAGUAGUAAUAGUCUUAUGGUCUUCCUUCAGCCAAUAGUAGUUAAGGUCAAAAGAGCUUCCUGCUUGCGUCUCGACCUCUGCUGCAGCACCUCAAGAUCAGCCCACCGGGCCUCUCGGGGCCGGAGCAGCCCCCGUCCCCCCGCCCCCUCCACGGACAGCCUCUCCAUACGGAGCGAGGCGUGCACGUGGGUGCGCGUCUGUCACUCUAUCCCAGCUGGACGGGACACAACACAAAAAGUUCAAAGAGAAGAGGACAGCCUGCAGCACAGCACGCAGCACACGGAUCACGGUGGGAUUCUGUUUUGGAUUUUACGUUUCCGUUCGUGUUUUGUUGCCAAAGUGCGGAAGGUUUGAGUCGGGGCUUGUUGUCCUUUUGGAGGAGCUUCACGUGUCUCCGUUUGGCACCAGACGCAUCUGUCAUCAAGUCUCCACUGAGUGCUUGGAGCAGCCAAAGUCAUGCCGGCCGGCUUUCAGCAACUCGGAGGGGAGACUUUGACUGGAACCUUUAUUCUCUCAGUCUUCACUGCCGUCCUGGGAUCUCUGGAGUUUGGAUACAAUAUCGGAGUCAUCAAUGCACCUCAGAAGAUCAUCGAGGCGGACUACAACGCUACCUGGGUGCAGCGGUAUGGAGAGCCCAUCCCCACCGGGACCCUCACCUCCCUCUGGUCCCUGUCCGUGGCCAUCUUCUCCAUCGGAGGCAUGCUCUCCUCCUUCUGUGUGGGCUUCAUCUCCGAGUGGCUGGGCAGGAGGAAAGCUAUGCUCAUAAACAACAUGUUUGCCUUCGUUGGUGGAUCUCUGAUGGGGUUGUCCAAACUCUGCCGCUCCUUUGAAAUGUUGAUCCUGGGACGUUUUGUCAUUGGUGCCUACUGCGGGUUGGCAUCAGGUUUGACACCAAUGUAUAUUGGUGAAAUAGCUCCUACCAGCCUGCGAGGGGCGCUGGGCACGCUGCACCAACUGGCUAUAGUCACUGGGAUCCUCAUCGCACAGGUCCUGGGUCUGGAGUCGUUACUGGGCGUGGAGGACUUGUGGCCAGUUCUGUUGGGUUUAGCCGUCGUGCCGGCCGUGUUUCAAAUGGCUCUUCUUCCUUUCUGCCCCGAGAGCCCCCGCUUCCUCUACAUCGUCCGCUGCCAGGAGCACCAAGCUAAGAGAGGCCUGAGGAGGCUGACGGGCCGGCAGGAGGUGGGCAGCAUGCUGGCGGAGAUGAAGGAGGAGAAGAGGAAGAUGGACAUGGAGAGGAAGGUUUCCAUCCUGGAGCUCUUUCGCUCUCCUUUGUACCGACAAUCCAUCGCCAUCGCCAUCAUGCUUCAGCUCUCCCAGCAGCUGUCUGGGAUCAAUGCAAUUUUCUACUACUCCACCAGUAUCUUCAUGAAAGCAGGAGUCCAGAGUCCAGUCUACGCCACCAUCGGAGCGGGCGUGGUCAACUGUGCCUUCACUGUGGUCUCGCUCUUCCUGAUCGAGAGGAUGGGCCGACGGACGCUCCACAUGAUGGGACUUGGUGGGAUGUGCCUCAGUGCCGUCAUCAUGACCAUGGCUCUGGCUCUGCUGGACAGCGUUCCAUGGAUGAGCUACGUCAGCAUGCUGUCCAUCUUUGGCUUCGUUGCCUUCUUUGAGAUCGGUCCGGGUCCCAUCCCCUGGUUCUUCGUAGCGGAGCUCUUCUCUCAGGGCCCGAGGCCGGCCGCCAUGGCCGUGGCCGGCUGCACCAACUGGACCGCUAACUUCAUCAUCGGCAUGUGCUUCCAAUAUGUGGCUGAUCUGUGUGGGCCGUACGUGUUCCUCAUCUUCGCAGCACUCCUUCUCUUCUUCCUCAUCUUCACAUUCUUCCGGGUGCCGGAGACUCGGGGCAAAACCUUCGACCAGAUCGCAGCAAACUUCCAGCACACUGCAGGAGGGAUGAUGGACAUGGACAUGGACAUGGACAUGGACUUAGACAAGCCCAGCACCGAGCUGGACUACUUGGGGGAGGAGAGCAUCAACUGAAGAGAGAGAAGACUGAAUACAGCUGGAGAUGAACUGUGUAAAUGGGCCUGACUCCAAACUUUUAUUUUCUGACAUGUAUAUUGAGGUCAUUGUCUUGUAUUCAUAUAGAUUGUGGUGCCAAAGCAGUGUUAACGGUGUGUGACAAUUUGAGUGUUUUGGAAUUGUCCUUUGCUGGUACCACUGCAAUAUGAGGUGACAAGUUGAGCGUCAAAAAAAGACUAAAAGCCGACAGAUUUAAGAGUUGACUUACUGUAGUUUCAAGGAAUAAGAUGCACAUCAGAACAAAGUGUGUGGACUGUUGAGGCAUUAGCUGCCCGUGUGGGAGGAUUUUAUUCCAUGGUGAUGAUGCACUCUGUGGCAAUACUGACGGGAGCUGGAGAGACUUUGGAAUUCCCUGCACUUUAUCUACAAAGACAUCCAAAGUUUGGAGGUAGAAAAAAGAAACAAAAAAAUAGGAUAUACAGCCAUAGAGCUAAGUAUGCAUGCAUGUUUUGUACUGAAGGUGGGAACACUCAAUGAAACACAUUUAACUGACAGAUUUUUACUUUUACUAUUUAGCUUAAACCUCUGAAGUCCAGGAGAUUUUUUUUCAAAUUUGUCAACUUCCUUUGCAUUAAUUUCUGUCUCUGUUUAGCAUCUUUCAGUCUGUCCUUACAUCACAUGCAUGGCUCCUUUUUCUCCACACAAACUUGGCUACCAGUCAGAUUUUUCAUUUUGUUUUAAUUAAGUAUAAAGCUGCCAGGAACCAAAAAUACAAACAAAAGACAGGUGUCUAUGGAUAUGUUCUUUUUUUUAACCAUUUAUACACACAAAACAGCAGAAAAAACAAUAAAUAAUAAAACUACAAAACAGUCUAUUUGCAUGUUAAUUAAGAAUAGUAAUAGUUUUCAUUGUAGAAAGAAAAUUCACAUUUUAAAAAUGGUCUAGAAACAUAAAUGUCACACUGUGAAAGCUCCUAUGAUUGAACUUUAACUGGCUGUCUCAGCUUGUCUACAUAUCAUAUAUAAAUAAAGUUAUUACUGUAAAUAAAACGUGUAUUUUCAAUAAAUAGAUGGACUCCAGAGGGUUAAACUACCGGAAAGCUUAAAGAAAAAUAUUUAUUGGGGCUAGAAAAAACAAACUUAUUCAAGUUUAAGUAAUAAUUUGUGUCCAGGUAUAAGAUCAGUGUGAAACUAUUUCAAACAAACCUUUACAACAAUAAAAUAACUACUUUACCCAGACUUUCUUCAGUCUAUCACAGAACAGAUCCUCAAAGUGUUUGUUGCUAAACUGGGCUUUAAAUCAUUUAAGUGUUCCCAACUUCAGACAGAAUGCUAUCACAACUUCUAUAUUUCUGAUCGUGAGAAACUCGUUGCACAAGCUGCAGAAAUGCUACUUUGAAAGAAACAAAAUGUGUACAUAGUGUGUCAUGUGGUUGUUGAUAUUUAAAGGUAUGAGGGUCUAAAAGUUUCAAUUCUUUAUGCACUCCAGUGUUUGGUUUUGUAAACAGAAGCCUGAUAUACUAGAGCAAGAUGUGCAAUCAAAAGGGCUGCCUGUAAAAAGUAGAUUUUUUUUAUUAUGAAUCACAAGCGUCCGGUUUGUGCGUUUUUCUUCUGUCCCGUGUGCUGUUUGCCGUCUGUUCAACGGUGUAUAUCACUACGUUGUAAACAUUUGUAUGGAGGUUGUUCACCUGUUAUUUGUAGAGUGACUAAUGAUGCUGUGGUCAUGUUGUGACUAAAGGAAGCAAGUACUGUAAAUA
Messenger RNA from Centropristis striata (black sea bass), 3726 nucleotides. Its product is annotated as solute carrier family 2, facilitated glucose transporter member 4-like. Gene Ontology annotation, molecular function: hexose transmembrane transporter activity. Gene Ontology annotation, biological process: monosaccharide transmembrane transport. Gene Ontology annotation, cellular component: membrane. The transcript is spliced from 11 exons. The record is from RefSeq and is a predicted model, not a curated record. Lineage: Eukaryota; Metazoa; Chordata; Actinopteri; Perciformes; Serranidae. The coding region runs from base 468 to 1988 and encodes 506 amino acids.